UUUCUUCACAUUUUUUCCAUUUUUUUUUUUCUUUCUUUGAGAUACCUUUCUUUGCAAAAACCAGUGAGCCCAUAAACCCUUCACCCCCAUCUCUCCUGCAAUUCUCCGCCGCCGUCACAUCCAGUCCGGCGACCGUCAUCCACUCCGUCACAUACAGGUAGUAGAAGAAAGGUUGAAUUUUGGGGGAAAAUGGUGGUUAGAAUUCGAUUAUCACGUUUAGGAUGCAAAAACAAACCAUUUUACCGUGUUAUGGCUGCUGAUAGCAGAUCUCCGAGAGAUGGAAAGCACCUCGAAGUUCUUGGUUACUAUAAUCCCUUACCUGGUCAAGAUGGUGGCAAAAGAAUGGGUAUCAACUUUGAUAGAGUCAAGUAUUGGCUUUCUGUUGGAGCUCAGCCUUCAAAUCCCGUCGAGCGUCUUCUGUUUCGAGCAGGGUUACUUCCUCCACCGCCGACUGUGGCCAUGGCCCGUAAAGGGGGACCCCGUGACAUGCGUCCUGUUGAUGCGUUAACCGGGCGUAUCAUUGGUCAACAGAAGCCUCCUAGUUCCAACAACAGUGACACUGCCGUAAUUGAAAACCCUUGAAAUCUUGUGUUUCCAUUGCUGUCUUUAAGAAAAGAAUAAGCUGUUAUAUGAUUACAUGUAGUUGAAACUUGAAGCCGUUGAUUUCAAUUGGUAGAUUGUCUUGUUGAAACUUGAACCUUUAGUGAAUGUAGUUAAUUUGAUUUUAAACUUUCUGUACUGUACUCCUAGUUGGUUUAUUUGUUGAUGCAACACAGGAUUUUGAAAUAUAACCUGUUUAUACUGUUUCUGCUGUGAAUGCAUUUAUUGGAACUGUGCUGUGAUGUUGUUUA
This is a messenger RNA of Medicago truncatula (barrel medic), 851 nucleotides long. RefSeq names its product 30S ribosomal protein S16-2, chloroplastic/mitochondrial. The transcript is spliced from 3 exons. Bases 190 to 582 code for a protein of 130 amino acids. Gene Ontology annotation, molecular function: structural constituent of ribosome. Gene Ontology annotation, biological process: mitochondrial translation. The record is from RefSeq and is a predicted model, not a curated record. Gene Ontology annotation, cellular component: ribosome; small ribosomal subunit. Lineage: Eukaryota; Viridiplantae; Streptophyta; Magnoliopsida; Fabales; Fabaceae.